Polypterus senegalus (gray bichir) is the source of this 3538-nucleotide messenger RNA. It is a transcript of the gene epn1a, whose product is annotated as epsin 1a. Gene Ontology annotation, biological process: endocytosis. The transcript is spliced from 13 exons. Gene Ontology annotation, cellular component: clathrin vesicle coat; plasma membrane; endosome. Gene Ontology annotation, molecular function: phospholipid binding; clathrin binding. The coding region runs from base 373 to 2442 and encodes 689 amino acids. The record is from RefSeq and is a predicted model, not a curated record. Lineage: Eukaryota; Metazoa; Chordata; Cladistia; Polypteriformes; Polypteridae.
AGGAAACGGUGCCAUCUUGUUCCUGCCUGGUUUUUUUUUUUUUGAAAGGGGUCAGAGCUUCGGGAAAAAAGAAGGGGGACGGUGACCCAAAGAAGCACCUGAAAAAAACAUCCUGCAGAUUUCCUUCCCGGCCCGUGUGCUACUCACCUACCCGUGACGGAAAGUCGGAGGGGAAGGGCGAGGUCCGGCUGAGGAGGAGGAGGAGGAGGAGGAGGAGGCGGCGCUGGAGAUUUCCUCGGGGACUCGAUGUUACUGCUCCGUGCCGGCCUGCGGUCUGAAUCGGACUCUGAGCCUCCUCCCGGCCGCUGACAUCCUCCGCUUAAGAGGACAGAGGAGACAGCGGAGUGGUGUGGACAGUUCUCCAUUGUGAAGAUGUCGACCUCUUCACUUAGACGCCAGGUGAAGAACAUUGUCCACAACUACUCUGAGGCCGAGAUUAAGGUUCGUGAAGCAACCUCCAAUGAUCCAUGGGGCCCUUCGAGUUCACUGAUGUCGGAGAUUGCAGAUCUGACGUACAAUGUCGUGGCCUUCUCUGAGAUUAUGAGCAUGGUGUGGCGUCGACUGAACGAUCACGGAAAGAACUGGAGGCAUGUGUACAAGGCUAUGACUCUAAUGGAGUACUUGAUAAAGACUGGUUCAGAGCGCGUGGCCCAGCAGUGCCGAGAGAACAUUUACGCGGUGCAGACACUGAAGGAUUUUCAAUACAUCGAUCGAGAUGGCAAGGAUCAGGGUGUGAACGUCCGCGAGAAGGCCAAGCAGCUUGUGGCUCUGCUUAAGGAUGAGGAGCGUUUGAAAGAAGAGCGUGUGCACGCGCUGAAGACGAAAGAGAAAAUGGCUCAGACGGCAACAGCAUCCUCUACUCCUUCAGGAAUGAGUUCUUCUGGCCUGACUUCUUCAGGCAUGUCCGGGGGCGUGCCUACUGAGGCGGAACAGGCAUGGCCACAGAGCAGCGGCGAGGAAGAUCUUCAGCUACAGCUCGCUCUGGCUAUGAGUAAAGAGGAAGCAGAGCAGGUUCCUUCACAGUACGAUGGACCUACAACUUCCAGUGAAUCAAAUCGUAUUUGUGUUCGUGAACCCUCUAACAGCAGGAGUAACGAAAUGGAAAGAAAAACAGCACCAAAAAAAUUAGCCCCCCAAAACGAUGAGGAACUUCAGCUGCGACUGGCCCUCAGUCUGAGCCGAGAGGAGCACGUCAAGGAGGAGCGUUUGAGGCGAGGUGAUGACCUAAGACUGCAGAUGGCAAUCGAGGAGAGCAAGAGGGACAACACCAAAAGUGAAGAGUCGUCACUCAUGGACCUGGCAGAUGUGUUCACCCCAGCUACUUCAGUGGCAACAGCUGAUCCUUGGACUGGAGCCGUGACCUCCAAAUCGGGCCCUGCAGCUGCUGCAAAUGACCCAUGGGGAGGCCCCUCUGCACCUAGUGACCCAUGGGCCUCUGGCAGUCAGGCACAAGCACCAGCACCGACCACCAAAGCAGCAGCAGCAGGAGGAGGAGAUCCUUGGGCGAGUGCUCCAGUGCCCAGUGCUGACCCAUGGGCUGCGGGCACGGUGGCCCCUUCGGCUGUUCAGAGCACUAAAGCAACUUCUGACCCUUGGGGUGAGAGUGCACCUUCAGCAGACCCGUGGAAUGCAGCAGUGACCCCUCCCAGUUCUGACCCUUGGGGGUCCGCGUCAGUGCCUCCACCACAUGAUCCCUGGAGUUCUGAACAGAACAGUGAUCCUUGGGGAACUUCAGCACAGCACACCAAUGGCACAGGGGACUCCGAUUCAGGAGAUGCAGCUCCCCCACAAUCACGCUCUCCUGACUCGUUUGACUUUACAGCGGUUGGAGCCUCCCUUCCUUCCCGGAAGACCCCAGAAUCUUUCUUGGGUCCCAAUGCAGCACUAGUUGAUCUGGACUCUCUAGUCUCCCAGAAACCCAAAACGACAUCAGCAGGCACUUCAAAUCCCUUCCUUUCAGGUUCUUCUGGAGGUGGUUCUUCUGCUGGGGGCACUACCAUCGCAGCCAGAGGAGUAUCUCCAACGCCGCCACCGUCAGCCCCCGUAUCCAAUCCGUUUGGCUCAACUUCAGUCUCUCCCCAGCCGUCUGCCAUAAGCCUCGGCCCCAUGCGAACAAGUCCUGUUCCUCCUUCAAUGAUGAUGGGAGCCCAGCCUGCAGGUCCUCCUCACCUUGGCAUGGUCCAGCCUACUGUGCCAAUGGGCAUGCAGAUGCCACCUCAGAUGAGUUUGGGAAUGGUUCCCCCCAGCACGAUGGGUAUACCCUUUGGCACGGUUUCACCUAUGAGUGGUGCUGGAGGGCCCAUGUUAAUGGGGGCCCCUCAUUCACAAUCUCAUAUGAUGAUUGGCACCCCCGGGAUGGCCACUGUGGCAGCUGGAAAUGUCAAUUUGGCUUCAGCUGGGACCACUAAUCAGAACAGUAGCACUAAUCCUUUCUUGUUGUAAACUUGUUGCCAGAUUUAUUUGAUACACACUGUCCUGCUGCACCUUGUUUGUGUGUGAGUCUGUAGGGCCGACGAUCGAUCAACAGAUUUGACAUUUUUUCUUCCCAGGGCUUUGGAGCAGGGAAUGAAUUUUGCAAAGAGUUGGGGUUUUUGUAUUUGAUUUCUUUGCCCUUUCAGUGCAAGGCCAAACCCGAGAGGACUUUUACAAUAAGUGUCUGGCCAGCGUGUCCUCUGCUGGGGGAGCCUUAGCCAUCCAAUAUAGGAAAGGAAAGUAGCUGGGUGGGGGAAAACCCUUUACAUUUAAAAUUAAAAAUAAAAAGUUAAAUUCACAUGGCUGGCUGCAUGUGUGCCGCCCCCUUACGCCACUUUCAAAAAUAGAAGUGGAAUAAGGAAUUCCCAUCAAAUCCAUUUCUUCUUGGGUCCCCCGUUAACUUCAGAUGGAUGCUGUGAUUCAUACGCGGACACAAACGGCAUGCACACGUGCAGUAGGCCAUUGUGUAUCCCUUGACCAUCUCAGAAAUGUUAGACCCCAAAGUACAUUUUUGGGGAAGUUUUUGAUGGUUUGGGGUUGGGCGGGGAGGGUGUGGGAAGGGCGGUGAAGUGAUGGUAGCUGAGAUGGCAUUGGGGUAGAGGGCAGAAGUAAUUCUAACAUGUCUAAUUUGCCAGUUGUAUUUCUUAAUCGCCCCUCUAGGACUGUACUAACCUGGGUAUUGGGGGGGUUGGGGCAGGGUGGGUCACAAUCAAUUUGGAGGCCUUCUCCCAGUUGUGGUAACAACCUCCAAGUUCCUAAGGCUGCCUGCCCAAACCUUGAACGGCGUUCUGCUUACCCGUUUUGUAGUGAUGCUCCAAUUCCAAUGUUUGUCCAGGGAGUGGACUUCAUUUCUUGCCUUGUAGUGCUUUGUCCGUUUUGUUCCCUCUGUGCAUUUUCACAUUCCACGUUCCAUGUUUCACACACAAAGUACUGGCUUGUUUUCGUAGAGCAUAUAGGCCACCCUAUCAGCCUUAAUGGUGCGUUUCUGCACAGCGUCGGUCAUGGAUUUUGCCAGCUGAUUUUCUCAAGGCUUUUUAGCCUGUUGCAGAGUGUAGUUUACCUUUAC